GGCCGCUCGGGAUAGCUGUUCUCUCGGCAUGCGACCUCCGCGGCUGCCCCCGUCCUGGUUUCCUAGGGCGCUGCUCGCCGCCAGCGUUUAGUUGCCUGUGCCCCGAGCUUCUUUUUGCCCGCGUUUUUGGAGGCAAGCCCAGCCACCCUCCGUCGCUGCACCAUGUCGGAGACUCGAAGCGACGAUGGCAAGAAGGAGACGCAGGUGGAAGGUGGCGGCUUGUACCUGGAAGAGGGACAGUGCGACUCGGGUUUCGGCUGCAGCCGCUCCCUGCCCGGGCAGCUGGGAGACGGCGAGCCCCGAUCGCCGCCAGCCCCCGGGAUGCCCGGGGAAAGAGGCCCCGAUCCCCCGGGCACAGGCAAGGAGGAAACAGACGCCGCCUUGGAGCCGGAGGAAAGGCUCGACUCCAGCUACGGUUCGUCUUCUCUGGUCGAGUCUUUGCGGGGGCUGGAAAAGACCCCCGAAAAGGAGGAGGAGGAGGAGGAAGAAGAAGAAAGACUUCGGCGGCAGCUGCUGGAGACUUUCCCUUUCGUCUCUGAAGACGGAGACACGCUACUGCACCUGGCAGUCAUCCACUGCAUGCCUUCUAUAGCACUCUGCUGCAUUGCCCAUUUGCCAAUGGAGGUCUUGGAGAUCCAGAAUGACUUAUUCCAGACCCCGCUACACCUGUCUGUGUACCUGGAGCAGUCUAAUGUAGUGCAAGAAUUAGUUUUGAGAGGGGUGAACACAGCAUUACAAGACCGCAACGGAAACACCCCACUACACUUGGCCUGUGAGCAGCAGAGUCUGGAGUGUGCCCAGCUGCUGCUGGAGCCAGUCUUUGGCAAGCCCUUGGAGUCCAGGAGAACCAUACAAAAUCUGCAGCUCCAGAACUGGCAAGGCUUGACCUGCCUGCACAUCAGCACCUUAAAAGGAAAUCUGCAGCUGAUGGCACUGUUGGUGAAGAGUGGAGCUGACAUAAAUGUUCAGGAUGGUACAAGUGGAAAGACACCACUUCACUUAGCGGUGGAGAACCAUGACGAGAUGUCUGUGAAGCACCUUCUGCAAAUGGGAGCCCAGGUUGAUGCUCGGAUGUACAAUGGCUGCACCCCACUUCACCUGGCCGUAGGCAGGAAGGACGCUGCCAUUGCUGCCAUCCUCUGUCACUCGGGGGCAGACACCUUGCUGCGGAACAUGGAGGACGAGACCGCCCAGGACCUGGCUGAUGGCAACGACGAUAUACUUACUCUCCUGCCCUUUGAUGACCUGAAGAUCUCUGGGAAGCCUGUGGUGUGCUCCAGUUGAGCAUCUUAAGGCUUGAAUUAGGUCCUCAGUUUUUUGGGAGAUGGAAGACCAGAACACUGCUGCUACAGGUGGACCAGACCAGAGCUGGCUCCCAGAAAAUAAAUCCGCUUGUAGCAGAGUCUGACUGGCUUUGUGCCUCCUUCAGACACUUCUUGAUAGUGCACUGGACUGUGGGAGCUGCUGCUGGAGGAACUCUGCUCCUUGUACAUUAUUGCCUGGAAGAUGAAAGGGAAUUGCCUCCCUUUUGAAGGACACAGGCUCAGACAGGCCUACGUUUGCUUUACCUGCUUUGGCCCAAAGGCCAGAGAUUCUGGAGAGGUGUCUUGAUUCCUCCCCCCUCCCCCUUAGACUGUGCAGUGAAUAGAGAUGGCAAAUGAGCUCUGCUUCCCUCAGAAGCCUAC
Molecule: messenger RNA, 1685 nt
Organism: Gekko japonicus
Lineage: Eukaryota; Metazoa; Chordata; Lepidosauria; Squamata; Gekkonidae
Gene: NFKBIE
Product: nuclear factor of kappa light polypeptide gene enhancer in B-cells inhibitor, epsilon
Exons: 6
Coding region: 163-1284 (373 amino acids)
Biological process (GO): cellular response to lipopolysaccharide; signal transduction
Cellular component (GO): cytosol
Molecular function (GO): protein binding
Source: RefSeq, a predicted model, not a curated record